This is a messenger RNA of Coturnix japonica (Japanese quail), 1714 nucleotides long. NCBI's taxonomy places the organism in Eukaryota, Metazoa, Chordata, Aves, Galliformes, Phasianidae. The record is from RefSeq and is a predicted model, not a curated record.
CCCGGCGGCGGGGCGGGCGCAGCGUCCCGUGCCCGCGGGGCCGGCCGGGUACCGCAGUGCAUGUGGGACCGAGGGACCGGGGCCGAGAGCACCGCGGACAGCGGCGGCUGAGCGUCCUGCCCGCCCCGCUGCCCGACCUGGAGAGGCUGGCUGCAUCUCUUCGCUUUCUCAACUGCUGUGCGGAUAUGAGUGGACCGACCAAAAAGUUCAGUAUUUGAAGUGCGUUCGGCAGCCUUGGCAGUCGCAGAUGCAAAACUCUGGCGGAAACUAUCAGGAUUAUUUUUCUCUCUCUCGCUUCUGACGAGGCUUAUUUGUGUUGUUUCCCUCUCAGCUGACAGUUCACAGGAGAACCACCUCUACGGUCGACAGCUGGUUCCCAUCUGAGUGCCACAAACCAAUUCCAAGGAAUGGAGGAGAAUAAGGGGCAACGUGCUAAAACCAGCGGAGCAGUGAGUGACCUGAGGAGAAGCUGGCAGACCUGGGCAGAGGAUCGGGUCGAGUACCAGAGGAAGAACCCAUUCAGCAACGAUGACAGGCUUGCAUCUAAACCUCUGCACGCUCAGAGAGGAGACCCUGCCUACGGGAGACCCCCUGAAGGGUCUAAAACAGAGCAGAGAGGGAAAGAUGCUCACUCACAUGUAGAAAAGGAGGUGGAAGAGCUGUGCCUGAUUAUCAGAAGCACCGGGCAGAAGGGUGAAGAUGGACACGUGAGUGUAACGUUCGGGCAGCUGUUUGAGACAUAUGUGACAAUCUCCAACAAAGUGGUAGGAAUCUUGCUGAGAGCCAGAAAACACGGCCUGGUUCGUUUUGAAGGUGAAAUGCUUUGGCAAGGAAAGGAUGAUGAUGUGGUCAUCACUUUGCUGGAAUGAGACUUUGGCAUCUGAUCAGUUUUGCUGCUUGUUUCCAUUUGGAAAAAAACCUCUAGAUACUGUCUUGAAAAAGGUUUUCACUGCAGAAUUUCAGCUCUGCAAAUUAAUGGGACAUUUAAAGGAGAGAAAAUGGGUGUGAUACAUAAAAAACCAGUUUGCAUAAAAAUAUUAAGCGAUUUUGGAGAGAAAUCACAAAUAAUCAACUAAUCCGUCACAAUACCAAGCAUGCUGUGGUUUUUCAGGUAUCCUCACUGGGUUAGUGCUUUAGGUUCUGAACACUAAUGACUAAUUGCCACCAGAAAGCACUGAAUCUUGGAGGUUGUGAAAGACUUGCUGUGGGGGGGAUUUUGUGAUUUGUAAAACAUGGAAUUGAGCACUUUUGUGGGAAUUCAUAUGCUUCAAACAAAAGCUUGGCUGUAGCUAAAGUUUUCGUUAUUGGUGACUCUAAAUAAAUGGAAGUUAGGUUGACUUUCAUGAAGUAUAUGAAAAUGCCCAAGUUUACAGAAAUAUCACUUGCUUAGUGGCCUACAAUACACACAGCAAGGAUAUUUCACAUUUCCUAAGUAAGCUGCGUCUUGUUGAAUUUAAUGGUCUAUUCUUAGCAUAGCGUCUUCUGCAUCAAGUUCUUCUUCCUCUCUGUAUAUCCUACCACUUGCACCUUCUAAUGCUGUUUCAUACUAGGGGGGAUCACAAAGCUCCGCAGCCUUUUUGGUGACCUCAAAUAUACCCUUCCCAAAAAGUACGGUGCCACAACACAACAAUUUUAAAGACAUCAGAAAAUAUAUUGAGGUGUUCGUGGAAAGGAAAAAAUGACAAAUAAAAAAGCUCUGGAUUUAUUAAGCAAA